This is a messenger RNA of Rhopalosiphum padi (bird cherry-oat aphid), 914 nucleotides long. Its product is annotated as nucleoside diphosphate kinase 6-like. The transcript has 4 exons. Lineage: Eukaryota; Metazoa; Arthropoda; Insecta; Hemiptera; Aphididae. Gene Ontology annotation, biological process: CTP biosynthetic process; UTP biosynthetic process; GTP biosynthetic process. The record is from RefSeq and is a predicted model, not a curated record. Gene Ontology annotation, molecular function: nucleoside diphosphate kinase activity. Bases 144 to 674 code for a protein of 176 amino acids.
CCUAUCUAUUAUGACCAUUAUAAUAUUUUACAUAUUUUUAAGUAGAUGAAAUAAUGUUAGUACUUAAGUACGUUUAAUAAUUAUUAGUUAUAGUUUAUUGUAAAAUUUUUCAUAUAAUAAAUUAAUGUAGUGUUUUCACUGAGAUGACAUCUGUUAAGCCUUUGCAAUUGACUUUAGCCAUCAUGAAACCUCAUGUGGUGUCCUGUCCAUUUUCUUUACUUGAUAUUAGGCGAACAAUACUGGACAAUGGUUUUUACGUUGUACGUUCAAAACGCCAAACUAUUAAACUAGAACAGGCAAAACAAUUUUAUAGUGAGCAUAAAGCAAAGUUCUUUUAUAACAGACUCAUUACAUUCAUGACAAGUGGACCGUCAGAAGCAUAUAUAUUGGCUAGAGAAGAUGCAAUUUCAGUUUGGCGUCAUUUAAUGGGCCCAACUAAAGUUUUCCAAUGCCAGCUGAGUAAUCCUGAUUCUAUAAGAGCUAAACAUGGACUAACAGAUACUAGAAAUGCUACACACGGAUCUGAUUCUGAUGAAUCAGUUCGCCAAGAAGUCAGCAUAAUGGUGCCACAAUUUUGCUUUGAGCAUUGGAAACAAACUGAAGAACCUAUGUUUAGGGAUGGAAAAGUACAGUUUAAUGAUCAACAAUUUAUUCAUUUUGUACAUAAAAGCUAGACCAUUUAUUUUCAUAUUAUGAUGAGGAUAAUAUUAAAAUAAUGCCAAAUCAACAAAAAUUAUUGUUAUUUGUUGGCUAUGUUGUUUACCAAUUGGUGUAAUAAUGAUUUUACUGUAUUAGGUAUAUUAUUUAAACAAACCAAAUAUUAGUAAAAGACUUAUUGUGUACAUUUUAUUUUGUGUUAAAAAGUAUGUAUGAGUUUUAUUAAUAAACUAAUUGCAUUAUAUAAUCUUGUACAA